CCGACGAGCGGUUUCGCGGCUUGUGUCAAGAAUGAAGGCGCACUCGAAGCCCGCAAUCACGAGAAGUUCGACGGCGCGACUGGGGGUGAGCAAGUCCGUAUCACACAAGAAGGUGGCACAGCAUGCCGAGGAUCUGCACCAGGCGGCAAGCGUCGUCGCCGACCCCCCAACUUCUCCUGCUUCCCCAAUACCAGGCCUACCAACGGUGGCAGGAACGCCGCCGCCACAAGAAACACCGCCACCUACUCGUCCGAUACCAAAGCACCGCGUGAAUACCCUCACCAAAGUGAAAGGAGUCGAGUACCUCCAAGGCGGCCGCCAGCCCAUUCCCCCGAUGACUCUGCAUGGCCGCAUCUUGACAAAUAUCGACCCUCGGUCCCGCGAACGAGCUCAAAAGCGUUGGGAUGCCCUUCGAGACGUCGUGAGCCGCACGCCCGAAUUGACGCGUAUCACGCAAAAGCUCCAGGAAAGCAUCAGGAUCCUGAAGAUGGAUCCGUGCGACCGCCGCGACACCGACAUCGCCCACCUGUACUCGUGGUUGAUGUCCCAGGAAAACUUGAGUCCGCUCUUCCAGACCAGUUCGUCGUCCAUCUCCGUCGCCAUAACAACCUUCCCAUCAUCACGUUGGUCCUCCUCGGUGUAGUGCCGGAAAAAAUGGGGAAAAACAUUUGCCGUGAACUCGAAUUUCUCCACUUGCGAAGCAACGAUGUGGUCGUGCAUCAAGGCGACAUCGGGUCGACAUGCUUUAUUCUAAUCAGCGGCCUCGUCGCCGUCUACGUGCGAAGUCCCGAAGAACAAGAGCGGUUCACGCGCCUGGGCCUUCGAAAGCAGUACCCCCCUGACCCGUCCACGACUCUGUCGGGGGAUGCCCCGCCCGUCAAGAUAUCGAUGGACUCGUCCCUUCCCAAGAACACCUCGACGCUCCAACGCGCGGCGGCCCCGAGCUUUGGCACUAAAGUUGCGACUCUCAAACCUGGCGCGACGUUUGGCGAGAUCUGCCUCAUCGAACCCGACUCGAAGCGAACGGCAACCGUGGUCGUCGAUGGCGCAUGCAGCUCCGCCAACUUCAUCGUACUCACGUCGUCGUCGUACACGAAGAUGACAGCUACCCAGAAAACAGAGGGCACGAUCUCGGACCACAUUGCGUUUCUCCACCAACUCUAUAUUUUUCGAACGUGGUCGAAGAUGCAGCUCAUGAGGUUGGCUUCGUCCAUGCGAUACAUGGUGUUUUCGCCGCAGCAAUUCCUACAGCGCAAGAACGCCGACAUCGAAUACUUUUACAUGAUCUUGAGCGGUGAAGUCCGGGAAGUGACCAGCAUCGUAUUCCAGCAAGUGCAUCACGUCCCUGGCGGCGCAAAGAAGCUCACCGAACACAAAGUCACCGCCGAGCUCACGUACAUUGGAAAAUACGACGUCGUGUGCGAAGGGUUGGUGUACCCGAGGAAAAUCCACCUCAGCCCCGUCGACGUUCGUGCAGAAACAACGGUGUGCGCGCUUGCGUUGAGCAAAAAGUUGUUUCAGCUUUCGAUUUUGAACGCUGCCCAGCUGCACCAAAAGCAUGUCGCGCAGCACACGAUGCGUGUGCUCGAGCAAGUGAGCGACGCCCGUCAAAAGUGGCGAGAGGCUCGAAUCAACCAAGCCACGGCAUACCCCGACCUGCUCAUCAAAAUCACGUCCAAGAUGAUGCGCCUCAGCGGCAACUUGUGCAUGCAGUGCGGCCGGUGCACGCACAUAGCUGGCGACUCGGUUUGUCUCUUUGACGCGUUUCUAAAAGCGCACGACCCAAAGCCCGUCGAGCGGCAGUACUUUCACCACAAUGCCCCGGCAAAAGAACGAGUGGAGGAGCCCGAAGACCCGACUACUGGUCCACCGUCGCCCACGAACAACCACGACAGCGUGGCUAUCGCCCCUGCAACUACCUCAAUACCGACCUCCGACGAUGUGCGGCCGUCAUCCGUACACCGGCAACUCCUCAACGACCACUGGACGGAAGCAGCCAAACAUGGCAUUUCCCCGCGGCGCCCUGCCACAACCGACUCGGCGUCGACUCGGCGACCGGCAAAACCCAACCCAGCCAGACGAACCGCCGAUAUUGCUUCAAAACUCGACGCCGUGCGAAUGUCGUGGCCGUAUGCGUCCCAUGAAGCAGAAGAAUAAGGUUCCGCCAAGAUGAGAUUCGUUCGUGUUUUGGUGCCGGGUUAGAAUUCAUCUUCUUGGAUGUAGUUUUCGUGGUGGCCGCCGCGCGAGUGUGGUUGAUGGAUGUCUCCGAGGAUGGGGGUGUCGGCUCGAUUGAGGGGUUUCAUUGGAGGCGGCGAGCUGUCGGGUUGGUUCCGUUUGUGAUGGUGGCCAUCCAAAUCCAUGUCUCGUGGGAGGUCUGUCAUUUCAGCCAAGUAUUCGGCGGCGCUCAUGUACUGCGUCGCGGACUGCCCGAGCAGUUUCAAGAUCUCGAGGGCAUUGUAGUCGAUGGUUUUUCGCGGCUUGACGUCGGCGACGCAAAUGUCUCCAAUGCACUCGCCCGUCUCGAGCGUCAGCGGCACCCCGACAAAGAACUGGAUGCGCGACGUCGUGCGCCGAUCGACGCUGAUGCGCUUGUCCGAGUUGACGUCCAGCACAACGCAUGGCUUACCACUUUGCGCCAUUCGACGAAACGUUGGCAGCGACUUGGGCAAGUCGGCUGGGUUCACAUGGGCAUCGUAGUGCACGAGCUCGAAGAGGCUGGUGCGAAUGCCGGCCAUGGGGCAAUGGAGCGCUUGCAUUGCCGAGUGGCAGAUUUCUUCAAAAUCCGAGUUGAUGUACUCCUGUCGCUUACUGGGACCUUUCUUCUUGGAAUUGCGAGACGUAGAUGAGCCCUCGGACGUGAGCGAUGCAGGUCGCUUCGGAGGUUCGGCGCAGAGUGGUGGGGGAACGUCGCCGUUCAACGUUGUAUUGAGAGAGACAUGGUCGGAGGCAGUGUGUGCAGGGGGUGGCGGCUGCUGCGCCGCUUCCUGAGUCACAUACGGCUUUGUUCGACCAGGAUGACUCAUCGAUGUCCGAGCGAGGGAUUCAAGGUUGGAAUAGUUGGUCGUGAACUUGAGCAUGAGGGUCUUGAGCGCUGGACUGACCAGGUUGGAUCCACCCGCCUUUUUGCUCGAAACGGUAAGGGUGAGCACUGUCUUGCCUGGCUCGGCCGAUGGAGUCAUCACGAAGUAACUUGGCUCAAAGGACGCGAGUUUAUAGCUGUCGGCGCGGGCCCGGAUGCCGUACUGCGCGCCAAUGCCGUCGUAAGACUCGAACAGCACGAUACCCACAGGUCCAUACUUUCUCGACCGAUGCACACCACAAUACUCGUAGUAGAGAAAUUCCUUGGGCUUGGUGAAAAUUGCACCUGUGUUCAACGCAAUCCACUUGAGCGCCAACGACGAUUCCGUUUCGUCAUGUCGUGGGCCAUCCGCGUGGAGGACUUCACCGUCGAUGAACGUCUUCCCGUGAAGUUCCUUCAUGAUGAGGCGGAAACUCGGACUGUCCAAUAAACGAAGCAUGUCCACACAUGAGUACACUGUUCCUGGGACUUGAGUGACCAAUCUCAUGGCGCAGUGCUGGUUUGCUGCGUUGCGUUCGUGCUGGUACAUGCGAACGUCCGGUUUGUUUGUCGACACCGACGUCCAUGAUGUAAAGUCAGUCGAGCUAUCCACGGCCCGUUCCAGGCGCUUUCGGCAUUCGCUGUGCAUAUGCUCAAUGUCAAUAUCUUGCGGCCACGAGCUCAAAGCAGCCGCGCCGUUCGCCAGGUGCUGCCCUGGCAUCGUG
Molecule: messenger RNA, 3783 nt
Organism: Aphanomyces invadans
Lineage: Eukaryota; Oomycota; Saprolegniomycetes; Saprolegniales; Verrucalvaceae
Exons: 14
Coding region: 655-2157 (500 amino acids)
Source: RefSeq, a predicted model, not a curated record